Messenger RNA from Lindgomyces ingoldianus, 1224 nucleotides. Its product is annotated as NAD(P)-binding protein. The record is from RefSeq and is a predicted model, not a curated record. Lineage: Eukaryota; Fungi; Ascomycota; Dothideomycetes; Pleosporales; Lindgomycetaceae. The transcript has a single exon. Bases 141 to 1079 code for a protein of 312 amino acids.
CAAGUAAAUUGAGUAUAAAAGAGAUCCAACGUUGGCUUCAGAGUAUCUAGCAUUUACAACCCCAAUUCAUGUUCAAAUCCACAACUCUUCUUUUGAACAGAACCUUUCGAACCUUUAAUUAAACUAGCAUCUUAACCACAAUGUCCAAGAAGCUCCUCGCCGUUUUUGGUGCAACCGGUAACCAGGGUGGCUCGGUCGCAAACUUUGUUCUCAAUGACCCUCAACUGUCAGAGGAGUAUGCUGUUCGAGCCAUCACCCGCGAUGCUUCAAACCCCAGAGCAGAGGCCCUCAAGUCCAAGGGGGUCGAGAUUGUCGAAGCUGACUUGAGCAAUCCCUCUUCCCUAAAAUCUGCUCUCAAAGACGCACACACAGUCUACGCCCUCACGAAUACCCAAUACAGCGGCAACACUAAAGAAAUUGAGACCACCCAAGCUAAAGCACUCUGCGAUGAAGCGCUAAACCAAGGCGUGAAAUACCUGAUCUGGAGCUCGAUGUCACAUCCUAGGAAGAUAUCCGGGGGAAAUCUAAGUCACAUCGACCACUUCGACGUCAAAGCCGAAAUCGAACAGCACAUCCGCAGUUUGCCUAUCAAGUCCGCGUUCUUUGCUCCAGGAAGCUUCAUGCAGAACUUUUCCCACACCAUGAAACCCCGCCCAAGUCCCGCUGGCGAUGGCACCUACGUCAUUGCAAACCUAUGCAACCCCUCCACCAAACUCCCCCUCAUUGACAUCACGGACACUGGAAAAUGGAUCGGAGCGAUCCUUGCGGAACCCGACAAAUACGAAGGCAAGUUCUUGGCUGCAGCGCAGAGCAUGUACUCCAUGACGGAAAUUGCAGACAUCGUUUCCAAAGUCAGCGGAAAGACGGUGAAACAUACACAGCUGCCGGAUGAGGUUUUCAAGGGGUUUUUGCCGGAGGGAUUUCGACAGGAGCUCUUUGAGAUGUUUUUAUUGUUUAGGGAUUAUGGGUACUAUGGAGAGGAGAUGGAGGGCCUUGUAGAUUGGGCGGCGAAGCAGGCGAAGGGCCACUUGAAUACACUGAAGGAGUAUUUAGAGAAGGAGCCAAUUGCUUUUGAUUAGGUGGGGAAUGGUGGGUAUGACUUGAAGCUUGUAUCGCCGAGUAAUGUGGUAUUGACCGCCAUUUAUAUACUCGAUAUUUUCACUGAAAUGAUAUUCUCCUUUUUGUAACUAUAUCUUAUCUAGUCUGGCCAAUAACCAUCUUCCG